AAUAUUGUAACUUUAUUAAUUCGGCGUUUGUCGUAACAUUUUUUCUUUUUCGGAGAUCUCUCAAUCUUUCGAACACUAUCAUUUCCGAUUAUCGCGCCGAUUAAACACGCAGAGCCCGCAGAAAGUUUAAUGGGCCUCAUUAUUUCGACGAUGUGGACACGCGUAUCAUUGUUGACCGUGUGUUAAUUGAGUGACAGUGGAUAAAUAUCUCGUUGGUUGCAAAAAUAAUCGUCGUCGUCGUUAUCGCUCGUGCCAUUCUCGAUUUCGAUUGUCGUCUACAUCGUAGCCGCAGGAAGCAGCAUCCUCGGUAGAGAAAAAUUAUGGAGGUGUGCCAUGCACGUCGCGCGUCUAUUUUCAUGUGCCGCGAACGAUCAGUCGCGUUUUAAUUAGUUUCAAUUUCGGAAGUGCCGUAUACAAAGUAUAUCGCGCGAAUUCGAAAGUGUCGUGCAAAGUGUUUCGCGUUUCCGGGUGCCUCGCGGACGGUUCGCGCGGUCGUAUUUUCGCAAAUGAGUGCGACGACAACGCAAAAGGAGGACAAUCUGACAACCUGAGAGGAGGAGGGGGCCUAGAGGAGGCAUCGGGCGACGGCAGAGCAAUCAUGACGUCAGAACGUGAUAUUGAUGGACAAGAGGAACUGCAACCAUUCUGGAAUAGUUCGUCAACGCUUCUUUCGGACCUUCCAACGCGCGGACGAUUGGCGCACGCACCACGACCGAUCCGAUCCGGCGCACAACGGCCCUUCGGCCCUUCAUCCCCCGAGCUAGCAGAAUUCGUGACUAAUCGGCGAGGCGAGUGGAGCUGGAGCAUGUAACGGAGCGGAUGGGGGGAAUCGAGGCUGAAGGCUGAGAGGCUGAGAGGAGGCGCAUCAUCGCCAGAAUACGAAGUCGGGAUAAAUAGGAUGAUCAAAUAACCGUUGGAUAAAGACAUUCGAAGAUGAAUUGGCCAUUGGUGCUGACCUGCUUUUUGUUGCCGCAGUCGUGCAUUUUCGGCGCACAGCGCGGCUGCACGUUCCCGGAAGAGUGGUACGGCCGGUGGUUCCAGUCCGGGAACACGGAUCUGGUGACCGUCAACGGCUCCGAAAUCACCAGCAAGGGCUUCUGCAUGGAGAGAAGUGGCGACAAGUUUCUCGUUCACGACGUGAAGUACAGGUGUUAUCGGUGUAUUGUGAUGCAUGCACAACAUGCCAACGUGCUGCAAUACAAAGAAACUUAUUGCACGAGCGAUUCACCGGAACCGAGUCUGCUGACCCAAUGCAGCAUGUUGACCAGCGAUGCCACUCUGGUCUCUCUGUUUCGCUCCAAUGCAGCGCCGCUGCCCUGUCCCAUUAAGGGUCCCUUGGAAUUCACAUACAGCCAGGGUGAGGGCGAGUGCAACUCGCCGCGGUCACGGGCGGAAGCGUGCACGCAGGACUCGCGUCUGCUUCUGCGCUAUCAAGCGUGCGCCAACGUUCAUUCGUCUGAAAGCGUGGAUGUAGAAUUGGAGUGCCUGGCUCAUUGGAGGGAGGGCAGCACGAAUUACAUGGUCGCGCGUUUGAACAGCGAUCGUAACGAUCGUAAAACAAGCGACGAGGAGAGCUACAGAUGCUUUAUUUACACAAAUCCAUCGAACAACACGUGGAAUCUCGCGCAAAGCUCGGACGCCGCUUGCAAUGGAUUGAUUAGCGUCACCGAGGCUGCCAGGACAUUCAAGAUGACACAAAAAAAGCCACCGCAGUAUUGCGGGUUUCCGUCCUGGGUGGUCGCCGGUAAAUCGUGGGUGGCUUUGGAUCGAAUGGCGUCCCGUCUCAUGGCGUCGCCUUACAACCUCACGAUCCUCGACCGAAACGAGACCCGCCUUGUUUGCCAUUCGGUUGUCCCCAUUGAUGAUCAUCGUCAUCAUUAUUCCACGCCAAUCGAUAAGGAGAACCAAAGGCAAUUCGUCGCGAAGGCGACGCGAGAUUGGUAAGUCUAUCCAUAUUAUCUCUAUAUACAGGGGAGAAAAUAGAGUAAUAUAAGAUAAUAAUUUAAUGUUACCAGA
This is a messenger RNA of Formica exsecta, 2016 nucleotides long. RefSeq lists its product as uncharacterized. Bases 934 to 1944 code for a protein of 336 amino acids. The record is from RefSeq and is a predicted model, not a curated record. The transcript has 11 exons. Lineage: Eukaryota; Metazoa; Arthropoda; Insecta; Hymenoptera; Formicidae.